AUGGCUGCGCCGACCGGAAACGGCAAGAGCGGUGGUGGCGGCCUCAUGUCCUCCAUGGGCCAGGCCUGGAAUGGUCUCUUGAGCCGCAAUGGUGGCAACCUGGCAGCCGACGUGGAUGCCUAUCUUACCAAAGCUCACGCCCCUACGGCCUGCCGCAUCUUCAUCGUCGGAGCCAAGCCCUGUGAGGCGAGCCUCCAAGUCUCCAUUGACAACAAACACGUUGGUGCCGGCAGCGUUCGCAGUUUCAAACGUCUCUACCGCGCUGCCGUCGCCAUCCUGCAGUGGCUCCGACAAGAAGAGAACAACGUUGCCGUCGUUUCCUGCGGCGAUGGUCUGGCGGCCACGGGGACCGUGAUUGCCGCUUGCCUAGUCCUAUCCAACGUGGCCACCAAUGCUUUGGAGGCCGUGCGCAUCUUCACCGGCAAACGCGUCGUUGGCGCUACCCCGGUGCUCAACCCGUACCAGCUACGCUAUGUGCAAUAUGUUGAGCGUACCUACCGGGGCGAGCGCCCCAAACCGCACGAACUUCAUAUCCACAAACUCCACAUCCUCGCCACCCCGCCCAUGAGCUCCUCGGCUCAAGGUACCACGCACCCAUUCUGGCUCGUCUUGGUCCAUGCCAAAACUGAUGCAUCGUCCCGGCUAUCUGACCUCGACUGGUGCACAGGGGCGUGUCGGCCAUUUGUCGUGGUGCAGGUGGGAGAAAAACAGGUUCUGUCAACGCGGCCCGCCGACCCAAGUGAUGCUCAAACUUAUACGCGGGAUGACUACAUUGAGCUGGGCAUUGACGUGCACCUCCUUGGUGAUGUCACCAUUGAACUCUGGCACUAUUCCACCGUCAUGUCAGCAUGGACCUUGAUCGUGUGGAUCGACGCUGCGAGACUUUGGAAGGCUUUGGGCUACGCAUUGACUGCGAGAUGGGGCCUAACCACCCGGAUCGCUUAGCGUGGAUCGAGGAUGAGGCGCGGGACUUUACCUCGGCUCUCCUAUUUAGCACGCCUGCGGAGCGGCAGGAGUUUGCUGCAGAUGUGGAACUGAUGCGCAGGUCUUUCCAGCAGGUGGCGGUGGCAACGUUCAAGGACGAUGACGAUGAAGAUGAUGACAGUAUGCUGCUAGAUGACAGCGCCGGGAACAGCAGUGAGGGGGGCCGCCGCAGCCGUGAAUCCAAUGAUCAACGGCCACCCGCUUCCCUGGCCCCCGUGUCUGAUGACGAAGAAGACUUGUUUGCAGAUGAUGCGCAGUUACGGCCCCCAAUGGGCUCAGAGCACAAUAGCACGGGCAAGCCCUCGCAGACACCGUCUGAAACGCCCGCGCCUGCCAACCUACUUGAUUUUGGGGACGAUGGCGCGAGCUCGGCCUCUGCGGCACCGGCUGAACCAAUGGCGGCAGAGUCGUCAUCCGUCGGCAAUCUACUUGACUUUGAUAUGGAGGCGCCCACGGCAGCACCCGCACAGUCAGCACCAACGUCUUCAGUCGACUCGGUGGCUGCAGACCUGCUCGACUUUGGCUUGGGGUCAGAGCCCGCCCCGAGCGCGGCCCCGCCGGCGGCAGCUACUUUUCAACGCCAGCCGCUACAAAGCCAACCACCACAGCUGCGCCUGGUGCCAGUUCCGGUGUGGGCACGAAUACGGGCACGGGUGCGGCGUCUCACCAAGCACCACGCCAAGCGGCCCCAUCCAGCCAGCAGGCACCACCACCACGCGGGGACGUCUUUGGCGGCAAGGCGUCCGGCAAGACGUCCGGCAAGGGCGCUGGCGCAUCGGUUCGUUUGGAUGGGAUUGGUCGCUGUGCUCGGCUCCAUCCGCAUGCUUCUUAUCCUUUGUGCGUGCUCUUGUCCAGGAUGGCAUGUUUGACGACUUGCUCUCGGACAGCCGUUUUGCCAAGCGCAAUGAAAAGCCCUCGUCGCUCGGGGCCAUGCUCAAGACGACCCGCAUGGCCAACGAGGACCCGAUCGUCGUUGAGGUUGAAGCUUGGUGCGAGGGCAAAGACAACAAUAUCCGCGCCCUGCUGGGUUCGCUUGACAUCAUUUUGUGGGAGGGCGCGCGCUGGAAGCCCAUCAACAUUGGCGUGCUGACGGACAACAAUCAAGUGCGCAAGGCCUAUCAGCGGGCCUGCCUGGUGGUGCACCCAGACAAGCUUCCGCCGAACAACUUGCCCGUAAUCCGGACCAUGGCCAAGGCAGCCAAGAAGGCCAAGGUCAACACAUCGGCCGACGAUGAUGAUGCGGGUCAUGCGCAGCAAAAUGGCAGUCAGGGCAUCCCACCUGGGCCCAAGGACUUUCUCAUGGAGCGCGUCCGGGCUGUGACGCCCGGGGUUGACCCAAAAGAGGGCCAGUGCGUGCUCUAUUGGAUGUCUCGAGAUCAGCGUCCCACGGACAAUUGGGCGCUGCUCUACGCUCGCCACCUGGCUCAGGAGAGGGACGUGCCCUUGCGAGUGGUAUUCUGCCUCGUGCCCAAGUUUCUCGAGGCCACCAUCCGUCAGUUUGGCUUCAUGUUGGACGGUCUCCAGGUCGUCGAAACACACUUGCGCAAAAAACACAUACCUUUCCAUCUGCUGACCGGCUACGCCAAGGACGUGCUGCCAAAGUUUGCCGAGGAGCAGGAAGCAUGUGCCGUGGUCUGUGACAUGAGCCCGCUCCGCGUUCCCAUGGCCUGGGUCAAGGAAACAGGCUCCAAGCUCAAGGACAUGAACGUGCCCCUAUAUCAGGUUGACGCACAUAACAUUGUGCCCGUGUGGCACGCAUCACCAAAGCAAGAAUAUGCGGCACGAACCAUCCGCAACAAAAUUCAUCAAAAGCUGGACACGUGCCUGCAACCCUUUCCCGAGUUGGAGAGCAACUCGAACAGUGUUCAACUACCAGACACGGUGGACUGGAAAAAGGCCCGCGAGAGCCUUGAGAUCAACUGGGACGUCAAGGAGGUGGACUGGCUCAAACCGGGCUACGAGGGUGGCAUGAAGAUGCUUGAGGAAUUUAUCAAUGAGCGCCUACAUCGCUAUGCCGAUGAUCGUAACGAUCCCAAUCUGGACGCCCUGUCCAAUCUCUCCCCCUAUUACCACUUUGGACAGAUCUCUGUGCAGCGGGUGGUCUUGGAGCUGCGCAGCAAGCAGCGGGGCAAAUACGCCGAAGGAGUCAAGGCCUACAUUGAGGAGGCGGUGGUGCGUCGGGAGUUGAGUGACAAUUUUUGCUUUUACAACCACCGCUACGACUCGGUGGAAGGCGCCUCGGCGUGGGCACAGGAGACUCUGGAUGUACAUAGCAAGGACAAACGGGAGCAUCUGUACACGCGCAAGCAGUUGGAAAACGCGGAAACGGCCGACGACUUGUGGAAUGCUUCGCAACUGCAACUGGUGCAGGAGGGCAAGAUGCACGGGUUUUUGCGCAUGUACUGGGCCAAGAAGAUCCUCGAGUGGACUGAGUCCCCAGAAAAGGCCCUAGAAGAUGCCAUCUACCUGAACGACAAAUACGAGCUGGAUGGGCGUGAUCCCAACGGCUAUGUUGGAUGCAUGUGGUCCAUUUGUGGCAUUCAUGACCAGGGCUGGGGCGAGCGCCCCGUUUUCGGCAAAAUUCGAUACAUGAAUUACAAGGGGUGCAAGCGCAAAUUUGACAUUGCUGCCUUUGUCAAGCGUUAUCCGCCUGCCGCCAAGAAUGCAGCCAGAGAAGCAAUACACUUGCGCGAUUCGUCUUUCUCACACAUGUGUGCUGCAUCUCUGAUGCGCUGGAACACGGGGAUAGGGCCGAGGCCAAGUAUGAGGGCAAGACGCUGCAAGUGAGCCUGUGGCAAAUCUGCACGCCCGAGGGCUGCACGGAGCUGGGCAAGGACAUGAAGCUUUCCAACAUUACGAACGACAUCAAGACUCCCAAGGGUGCUGAGCGUGAUGGUGCUGUGGCUGGCUUGAUUCUCGGCGGUCUCUUUGCCGUGCUCAGCUAUUUGCCCAUGUGCUGCAAGAGCAAGGGCCCCGUCAUCAUUCUGCAGUUUCUGGCCACCGCAUGCAUUGUGGCCACGGCCAUUUGCAUGUACGAAUACAAGACCGACAGCCUGGACAAGAGCCUGGGCGAUGAUCACAAGUACAAGUACACGGAUGGCUUUUUCGUGGCUUGCACUGGUGCCGUCCUGUCCUUUGCCACCUUUAUCUCUUCAUGCUGCCUCAACUUCCACGAGAGCUACGAGUCUCUGGGCGGCAACCUCUACGUCUAA
This is a messenger RNA of Monosiga brevicollis MX1, 4196 nucleotides long. RefSeq lists its product as uncharacterized. NCBI's taxonomy places the organism in Eukaryota, Choanoflagellata, Craspedida, Salpingoecidae. The record is from RefSeq and is a predicted model, not a curated record. Gene Ontology annotation, biological process: photoreactive repair. The coding region runs from base 1117 to 3771 and encodes 884 amino acids. The transcript is spliced from 22 exons. Gene Ontology annotation, molecular function: deoxyribodipyrimidine photo-lyase activity.